Saitoella complicata NRRL Y-17804 is the source of this 2637-nucleotide messenger RNA. RefSeq names its product putative kinesin family protein. The record is from RefSeq and is a predicted model, not a curated record. Gene Ontology annotation, molecular function: ATP binding; microtubule motor activity; microtubule binding. The annotation marks the transcript as partial. NCBI's taxonomy places the organism in Eukaryota, Fungi, Ascomycota, Saitoellomycetes, Saitoellales, Saitoellaceae. The transcript has a single exon. Gene Ontology annotation, biological process: microtubule-based movement.
ACGAUCAAGGUCGUUGCGCGUUUCCGUCCCCAAAAUGACAUUGAAUUACGGGAAGGUGGGGGACCAGUGGUGGAGUUCGAGGGUGAAGAUACGGUGAAGCUCAAUGCCGCCGAGUAUGCUGGUAGUUUCACUUUCGACAGAGUAUUCGACAUGCAGACAAAGCAGAAAGACAUCUUUGAGUAUUCCAUUAGGUCAACAGUCGAUGACAUUCUCAAUGGUUACAACGGAACUGUCUUCGCCUAUGGUCAAACAGGAUCCGGUAAAACAUUCACAAUGAUGGGUGCCGAUAUCGACUCAGCCGAAACGAAGGGUGUCAUCCCACGUAUCACCGAACAGAUCUUCACCUCGAUCUUGACAUCGCCAAGUCAUAUGGAGUACACCGUCAAGGUGUCGUACAUGGAGAUUUAUAUGGAGAAGAUCAGGGAUUUGCUGAAUCCACAGAACGACAAUCUGCCAAUUCACGAGGAAAAGGCCAGAGGUGUCUAUGUCAAGGGCUUGCUCGAAGUGUACGUGUCGUCCGUGGGUGAGGUGUACGAGGUCAUGAAGCAGGGAGGUCGUGCAAGAAUGGUAGCAGCAACGAACAUGAACGCCGAAUCUUCGCGAUCACACUCCAUCUUCUUGAUCACCGUGACUCAGAAGAACCUGGAAACUGGAUCGGCAAAGAGUGGGCAGCUCUUCUUGGUCGAUUUGGCUGGUUCAGAAAAGGUGGGCAAAACCGGUGCAAGUGGACAGACUUUGGAGGAGGCGAAGAAGAUCAACAAGUCCUUGUCGGCACUUGGUAUGGUCAUCAAUGCACUGACGGACGGAAAGUCGACACACGUACCGUACCGUGAUUCCAAGCUCACUCGUAUCCUCCAAGAGUCGCUCGGUGGUAACUCACGAACAACCCUCAUUAUCAACUGUUCGCCAGCAUCAUACAAUGACGCCGAAACAUUGUCAACACUUCGCUUCGGUAUGCGUGCAAAGACUAUCAAGAACAAGGCCAAAAUCAAUGCGGAACUAUCACCUGCCGAGCUUAAGGCCUUGCUUGCGAAGGCGAAGAAGGAGUCCGUCAGCUUCAACGAGUACAUCAAUGCCUUGGAGGGCGAGAUUACAGUCUGGCGAAGUGGAGACACUGUGCCAAAGGAGAGAUGGGUGACAAGAGAGAACAGUUCGCAGUUUCAACCGGCAAUCAGCACGCCGCUCAAGGCGUCCUUCGCGGACAGCCCUACAUCCACGCCAAGAGCCAGUACACCCAUCGUCGCGCCAGUCUCUCUCGAUAAGGACGAGAAGGAAGAGUUCUUACGACGAGAGAACGAGCUGCAGGAUCAACUUUCGGAGAAAGAGUCACUCCUAGCACAACAGGAAGCCGAGCUCAAAGCCGCUCGUGAAGAGCUUGAGGCUACUCGCUCAAACUCGAUGUCCGCGGUGAAUUCGAAGAAGGACCUGGAGCUGAGGAUUGAGGAGAUGAAGAUCUCUCUCGAGAAGGUCACUUACGAGAGCAAGGAAGCCGGUAUCACCAUCGACAGUCUUCGUGAACAGAACACGGAGUUAUCUGCCGAACUCGAGGACGUGAAGCGCUCAUUGACUGAGCUCAAGCUCCGUGGGGCUGAUGCUGACGCUGAAGCCGAGAAGGAGAGGAAGAAGUUGGGGAAGAUGAAGGAAAUGAUGUCUUCGUUCGAGCUCAACGGCACUGACGCUAUGUCAGAGAACAUUGACCGUGCCUUGCGGGACGCCAUGGAGUUUGCCGAGAUGGAAGGCGAUGAUGCGAAGAGGGACGUGCUCAAGUCAAAGUUGACCGAAGUGGAGGUGCACUUGAACAGCCUGCAGCAAGUCGCAAGAGAUCGUGCGAUCGAGGUGCAUGCUCUCAUUAAGAGGAAGGAGGAGCUCGAGGAUCGUCUGCGAACGCUUCAGGCCUCCCACAGCGAGCUAUUGGAGAGCAAGGUUGGUGAGGCUGGAUUGAGUGCGGAUGAGUUGAGGGCCAAGGUCGAGGAGGCCUACGCACGUGAGAAGGUUAGUUCGCAGGAAGAUGAACUUCGACGAGUGAUGGAGAAGAAGGAAGAGGAGAACAAGGCAUUGAAGGAGACCAUCGAGGAGUUGCAGAAGGCUGCUUCCACCGCUCAGGCUCAGCAAAAUGGUACCGCUACAUCGCCAAGCAGGGCCCAAGCACGCUUGGAGGCCCAACUUGCUGAGUUUGACAUGAUGAAGAAGUCCUUGAUGCGAGACUUGCAGAACCGCUGCGAGCGUGUCGUCGAAUUGGAGAUCUCCCUCGACGAAGCCCGCGAGCAAUACAACAACGUCCUCCGCGCAAGCAACAACCGCGCUCAACAACGCAAAAUGGCAUUCCUGGAACGCAACCUCGAACAACUCACCAAUGUCCAACGCCAACUCGUUGAACAAAACUCCUCACUCAAAAAGGAAGUCGCCAUCGCCGAACGCAAGCUCAUCGCUCGUAACGAGCGGAUUCAGUCUUUGGAAGCUUUGUUACAGGACGCACAAGAUAAACUCACCAUCCAGAACCACAAGUUCGAGACGCAUCUUAGUGCGGUACGGGAGCGUAUCAACGCCUCGAGGGCGGAGAAGUUGAGUGCGAAUGGAGCUGGUGGGUUUCAGUUUGGUGGAUCGCGGAUUGCGAAGCCGUUGCGUGGAGGAGGGGGU